Messenger RNA from Lolium perenne, 689 nucleotides. Lineage: Eukaryota; Viridiplantae; Streptophyta; Magnoliopsida; Poales; Poaceae. The record is from RefSeq and is a predicted model, not a curated record.
AUGGACAUGGCCCUCACCUCGCAGUCUCCUCUGUACUGGAGCGAUAUGGAUAGGCAGAAGAUAGCGUCAAGAUUAAUCGCUUCUUACCUGCAAAAGGAAAAAGGUCAAUCCCUUUUUUUUCAGAGAGAAAGUCCACGCCUGCUCACCCCGCGUGUGUUUGGUAUUUUUGCUGCCCAGUCCCUUUUCAUCUCUCUUAUUAGGACUCUCUCCUUUUAUCUUUCUCCAUCCAGAUCGAAACUGAAGAGGCUGUCAACGCACACUAGGAGAGAGAGGAGCACCGCCCGCGCCGUCCUCCAUGAGCGCCGCUGCCUCGUCCCAGACUCCGGCUGCCCUCCACGUACGCGCCUCCGCCGUCUGCCGCCGCAGCACCCAACUCCGCCGUCCUUCGCCGUUUCUGCGCCGCUCCGCUCCAAUCCGCCGUCUGUUUGCCGCCGCCGCUUGAAGACGAAGGCCGCGCUUGUACCUGCGGAUGCAUUUGGAGAUUAUAGGAGUAUUCGUAUCUACUAUGUUGCUCCACUGUCAACGCUACAAGAUGCAAUGGAGAAGAUAAAAGAAGCAACGACCAGUUGCAGUUUAACGAAGGCAGCGUCGAUUAAAGACAUUUUCACUAGCAAUGCCUUUAUUUUAAAUAGUGGUUAUUGAAAUGGUUGAAGGAUUCUAUGUUAAACUUGUGAAAUGGUUGAAGGAUC